Molecule: messenger RNA, 3931 nt
Organism: Pungitius pungitius (ninespine stickleback)
Lineage: Eukaryota; Metazoa; Chordata; Actinopteri; Perciformes; Gasterosteidae
Gene: creb1b
Product: cAMP responsive element binding protein 1b
Exons: 8
Coding region: 157-1140 (327 amino acids)
Biological process (GO): regulation of transcription by RNA polymerase II
Cellular component (GO): ATF4-CREB1 transcription factor complex; nucleus
Molecular function (GO): cAMP response element binding; DNA-binding transcription factor activity, RNA polymerase II-specific; protein binding
Source: RefSeq, a predicted model, not a curated record
CUGCUGUCUCGUCCUUCUCCAAUCUCCGUGUUGUUGUUCCCGGUGACGCGGCGGAGGUGUAGCCUGACGCGGGCUCUUACGUGUCGGCCAGAAUAAAAGUGGAGCUCCGGAGGCCCGGGAGUGACGAAGGGAGUCCGUAUCGCCCGGCCGGUUAAGAUGGAAUCCGUGGAGGUUCAGCAGGGAGCGGAGACUGCUGUGAGCGAGACAGAGACCCAGCACAUCACCCAGGCACAGCUGGCUACUUUGGCUCAGGUAACCAUGACAACAGGCCACGUCUCGGCAACCGGCCCCACGGUAACGCUGGUUCAGCUUCCCAAUGGACAGACGGUUCAGGUCCACGGUGUGAUCCAGGCCGCACAGCCCUCGGUGAUCCAGUCCCCGCAGAUCCAGACUGUGCAGAUCUCCAGCAUAGCAGAAAGUGAGGAUUCACAGGAGUCCGUAGACAGUGUCACUGACUCCCAGAAGCGCAGAGAGAUUCUGUCACGACGCCCCUCAUACAGGAAAAUCCUCAACGACCUUUCGUCGGACGCGCCGGGCGUCCCCCGCAUCGAGGAGGAGAGGGCCGAGGAGGAGUCGUCCUCUGUGGCCGCCACACACUCCAUCACCACCGUCACUGUGCCAACGCCUAUCUACCAGACCAGCAGCGGCCAAUACAUCGCCAUCACACAGGGGGGAGCCAUUCAGCUGGCCAACAACGGCACGGACGGAGUCCAGGGCCUCCAGACUCUGACCAUGACCAACGCAGGGGCAACCGCCCAGCCCGGAGCCACCAUCCUCCAGUACGCGCAGACCAGCGACGGCCAGCAGAUACUGGUUCCCAGUAACCAGGUGGUGGUCCAAGCCGCCUCCGGAGACGUCCAGGCUUACCAGAUCCGAGCGGCCCCGGCUAGCACCCUCGCCCCAGGGGUGGUCAUGGCAUCCUCCCCUGCCCUGCCCACCCAGGGCGCCACCGUGGAGGUGACCCGCAAACGGGAAGUCCGCCUCAUGAAGAACAGAGAGGCAGCGCGGGAAUGCCGCAGGAAGAAGAAGGAGUACGUCAAGUGUCUGGAGAACCGAGUGGCCGUCCUGGAGAACCAAAACAAGACACUAAUUGAAGAGCUGAAAGCCCUCAAAGACCUUUACUGCCAUAAAUCCGAGUAGUUUGGUGGAGCCGAAACGCCAGUUCCGGCCGAGUGGCGUUUCAUUUCUCUCCAAAGACUGCCGGCCUUCUACUUUGCCCACGGCUGCUAACAAGUUAGUGGAACACUGUGCCCUUCACGGUCAUUGUCGAGAUACCCAGCUGGAUAACGUUGGACUGCAGGCUCCAAUGGAGGAGGGAGGAGGUUGUGUCCUUAAAAACAAACAAAUUAAAUGUCAUACUAAAUGGUGGACGUGCUCAUAUUUGAGGGCCUCCUUGGACUGUAUUAAAGCAAUAACGCUCGACAAGCUGCCCUCAAAGCAUCACCAUUGUUGCUAUGGUUACCUGAAGCUAAAAUGUAAAUGGUUACGGUUUAACAUUACAGUCACAAUAGUGGGUUCAGUCACAAUUUAGUGGCCCAAAUUAGGAUUAAUAAACACUUAUUAUGAAUCCUACUUCAUACAUGAAAAGCAUGCUUAGAAUAUGCAGCUUUUCCAAAAACGAUGUGAAGUUUUGGUAUCAGGCGAGCUCAUUCAGCUUCAUUAUGUGAAUAAAUUAUGAUUCUCAAUUUGAUCCACAUAAACCUUUUCAGACCUUUGACCAAUAGUGUAGUGGACUGUACAACUGAUUGGACAAAAACAAGUAUAUUAAAAAAAAAAAGAGCAAAUCCUACUGGGGCGUCUGGGUUUAUAGCGACUCAGCAUUUUUUCUCUGCUCACAGGCAGCAGAUGGAGGUGCUACCAAAACGAGACCAUUUGCAAAGCUUUAAGAGUUGUUUUUAUAACUUUUCUCUCAGUUAAAGUAACAUUACUUACAGGACUUCCAUCCAGUAGGGAAGCAGCUUACACAAGGUUCUGUCCAUCUUAAGCACAUUAUUUGGAAGGGAAAACCAAUGGGAAUGUUGUAACGCCACAGCAGUGGACAGCACUGGUUCUACAUUCAAGUAGUUCUUUAGUGGCAAAGCACAAUUCUAAUGACAUAUAUAGAGUAUAUAUCUCUAUGCGUGUAUAGAGAUGUGUAGAACCAGGUUAACUGAUAGAUAGACAGUCUAAAGAGAAAAGAUAACCAGGUUGUGAGCAGCAGAGACCUUGAUGUUGGGUCGUCUCAAAACAUAAUCAAAGUUAGCGUGUAAACGUGACAUUUUGUUUACAAUAUUGUGUUUGUUGCAACUUCUUCUGUCAAUUCAACGGUGGUGAAACAUGGAUGCCGACAAGAUGCGAGAUGGCAGAGCCAUUUAAACAAUUGUAUAGCAGAUUCUUUGUGGACAAGAUAUCUGCUACAUAUAUAUGAAUUCAACAUUAUGAUCCAUGCUAUCUUAUGUAGGACUGUGCUUUUCGGGAAGAUACAUGUAGGUACUUGUUCAUUUAUUUUUUUACAUUACUGUACAUUGAUUCUGUGGCAUGUGUAGUCCUUGUGUAUUUUGGUUCAUUUCAAAUUCUCACGGCUUUUAUGAAACCCAACUUUUGCAUAUUUGUAACAUGCAUCAAUGUGCACAGUGUAUGUGUGUAAUCGUGUAAUCCACCAGGCCACGGCAGCUAGGUGUGUGAGGAAAAGGCCUUUGCUGGUUUGGAGCGCUGGGCGAGGCGUCAGGGUCCACAACGCGCAUCUGUUUUUAUUAUUUGUUCAUUUGAAAAGCGCACAGAACAUUUGGUGUUUGCAGACUGGAAAUGUACUUUUAUCUCAGCAGGAAUGUCCCCUUUAAGAACUGCUUUUAUAUCCUCCAAUUCAUCAAAUGAAAGGUACUUCAAAAAGUGUAUUUUACUACAUACAAGUUGAACUAGAUUUGAAUUAAAGAUACAAUGUAUGUAUCAAGCUAAUUAUUUACUGAUUUUAAGUAGAAACUAAUCCUGAAUCCUCCUGACCAAACAAUGGACAGUUUUCGAGUACAACAUCCUCGAUUGUUAAGGAAACUCCAAAUGAUUAUUGUUUCCUCCAGCUCACUGUUGAUGGUUGAAACUUAUGUCUGGAUUUGUCAUUAUGGGACUGUAAUGACAAAUGAUGCCUUUGGUUCAUUUUGAUUUGUAUGAAAGCUACAGAGGAGCCGAGAGGAAAUUUGGGGGCAGUUCAUGGUAGCUUUGGUGUUUUUAUUUGUAUUGUUGUCAACAUGUUGAUAUUGUACAGUUUAAGUAUGUGUAAUGUAUCAUGGAUUAAAGGGUUGAAUCAGCUGAAAUAAUCACAGCAGCACCUUCGGAAGGAUUUGAAUGAAACAUCUCAUAUUGAUCCCAUGGACACGUUAGUGAGGGUUUAAAUAUGUGUGCGGGUCUGCAAGGCUCAAACUGCUCAAGGUUGUGAGAGGAAACCUGUUGUACAAUAUUCUGACAAUAAUUUCCACCUCUUGCAUUUCACACAUGUAGUGCUGGUGCUGGGGUAAAAAAAGCAGCAACAUAGUAAUAAUCUCUUUUUUCUUUGUUUGAUUACACAUUACGUCUUUCCAACCAAACCAAAAGUGUUUAAUGUCUGUGCCAGAGCGAUUUAUACCCACGGGCCUCACUUGUGCAUGAAACAGAUUGAUAUCCGUGUUUGUAAAAGUAUAUAGAGACGUUCUAGAACAGUUAUAAUAACGUUUUUUCUAACUUUUAACGUGAUCAGUUUCUAUAUUGCCACUUUUACAAGUUAUCAAUUUGAAAAUGCCGUGUCUUGUAUAGCAUCUUGUUGACGAUGUCAGCAAGCGAUGCGUUGUGUAGCGUUCGUUUCAACGUUGUCACGGUAUAAAACUGUACCAGCCCUUUAUUGUAAAAUGCUGUUAUUCUGACACUGCAUCAUUCUUUUGUAAACACUUGUAAUGUUGCAAUAAACUGCUCUUGAUGAUUGUUA